AACGCGCCUAUUAGAAAUUCCCUUACCUUUUCUAGUGGAGAAUACUAAAACCCUAAACCUUGAUCGCCCUUUUUCCAAGUUUCAGUUUUUAGUAUCAAUACAGCAAUGGCUUCCAUCUUCAGGAACUCAAAGCUAGCAAUCCCCAAAGCAUUCUUCUCCACUCAGGCCGUAAAACAGAACCCUCCAUUUCCAUCUUUAAAAGCCGCGAAAUCCGCCAUAAUAACCGAGAAGGACCCUGAAAAGCUAGCGGAAAUCUUCGAACAAUGUUCCCAUUUGCCCACUUUCCUCCGCCACCGCCCCAUCUACCACCUCUCCAUCCGCAAGCUAGCCCGUGCCAACCGCCUCGACCUCGUCGACCGGCUCCUCGAGACCCAAAAGCUCCAUUCUCAAGACACCCCUGCGCUCAAAUCCGAAGGUUUUUGGAUUCGUCUCAUUAUGCUUUACUCAAACGCUGGGAUGGUUCCACAAGCACUCCAAACGCUCGACGAUUUGUCUAGAAACAGGUAUUGUAAUAUAUCUGAAAAAUCCCUUUGUGCUAUUCUCACAGUUUAUCUAAACAAUGGUAUGUUUGAGCAAAUUCACGAUUGCUUCAAGACUCUUUCUAAGAAGCUUGGCGUUAAGCCAAAGGUAGUAUCGCAUAACUUGGUAUUAAAAGCAUUUGUAAAAGAAAAUAAGAUCGAAUCUGCACGUGAAUGGGUUGAGAAAAUGGAUGUCAAUCCAAAUAUUGAUACUUAUAACAUAUUGCUAGGGGCUUACUUGAAGAAUGGGGACCAAAAUGGAUUUGAUGGGGUUAUGAAAGAGGUUAUAAAUAAAGGGAUUGAAGGCAAUUUGGCUACUUAUAACCAUAGGAUUUCAAGGUUGUGCAAGAGUAAGGAAUGUGCCAGGGCUAAGAAGUUGUUAGAUGAGAUGAUUUCAAAAGGGAUGAAACCAAAUUCAGCUAGCUAUAAUACUAUUAUUGAUGGGUUUUGUAGGAUAGGGGAUUUAGAAUCGGCUAAGAAGGUUUUGGAUAAGAUGCUGAGUGAUGGGUAUGUUUUGCCUUGUUCAUUUGCUUAUUAUAGCUUGAUUAGGAGUAUGGUGAAUGAAGGAGAGUUGGAUAUGGCUUUGGAAAUGAGCAAGGAAAUCAUAAAGAGGAAAUGGGUUCCACCGUUUGAGGCGAUGGAAGGUCUGGUUAAAGGGUUGGUAGAAAGGUCGAGAUCAGAGGAAGCUAAGCAAGUUGUUGAGAAGAUGAAAAAGAGGCUUAAAGGUGAUGCCUUAGAAUCAUGGGGCAAAAUUGAAGCUGCUCUUCCUCUAUAAAUGAUAUUGAAGCAAUGGUGAGGUCUGGUUAAAGCUUUGGAGGGUUGCUCUUUCUUCAUAGAAGCAAAUGCAAGGCCAUGCAACUUGAUCUUCCUCCAUUGAGUUAUCACAAGAUAUGCUCAUUUCUAUUUGGUGAAAUGGCAUAUUAAGCUUCUGAAUUUUAACAAUUUUGUUGCAUCUGAUAAAUCUUGUGAUUUUAUGUUUUGAGGGGAAAAAAAUGAUUAUUUAGUAAUAAUUAUUGGAAUCUUAGGCUGGUUUUGAGUA
Molecule: messenger RNA, 1557 nt
Organism: Gossypium raimondii (Peruvian cotton)
Lineage: Eukaryota; Viridiplantae; Streptophyta; Magnoliopsida; Malvales; Malvaceae
Product: pentatricopeptide repeat-containing protein At1g61870, mitochondrial
Exons: 1
Coding region: 106-1293 (395 amino acids)
Molecular function (GO): protein binding
Source: RefSeq, a predicted model, not a curated record